GACUCAGCGAUCUCCCCAACUAUCACUCUGCAUGCUUCGCUUUGGAAGGCGAACGGGGAGGUCAAAUAUGACACGGCGACCUUCACCUCACCGGCUUCCAAGUUCGGCAACUCCAAUGGCACCCUGGUGCCAGAAGGCGAGGCCAGUGAAGGGACGCAGGGCACGGGCAGCUGGGAGAAGUCGGCUAUUUCGGCGAGAUUCUUUCUGAAGUGCCAGUUGCGAACCUGUGGCCGCUUUGCUCGAACUAUUUACCAGGAGAUCUUCCCCUGGCAGGCCUACUCCAACCAGGACGGUUACCUCGUGCCGUCGAAUCCCCCUCCUCCUCCCCCUGCCUGCUCUGACGCCCCGGAGUCUUGGACUAACGAUCACUCUCGGGACGGGGGCUUGGCCCAUUCAACAAUGCAAUCGGCGCCGUCCGCUCCGGCCACAGCCAAUGACGGCCGGCUUCCGGGCAUUUGGGGAGCCGGACAGGAGGCUUUUGCUACAGGGAUUCCUGACAUAGGUACACUUCCCAGUCAGGGACCAAUUCCACCUGGGACGCAGGCUACCUUCUCGUCUCCGGUGCAGAGUGCCAUUCGCAAUGCUGCGUCCAGCCUCAGUGCGGCAAUCAGCUUUGCCCAGGAUAUGGAGCAGUCGAUGCCUCUACAAACUCAUAGCUCUCUGGCACAAUCCCUUAGGGUCACUUCGGACAUUUUGCGGGAGGUCUCCGAGGAGCUCAUCGCGGUCGCUCGCAAUCAAUCUUCCUCCACAGCACCGGACACGGCGACAGAGGCCGAGGACCGCUACAUGGCCCCACCACAACCCUUUGCCACGCGCUACGCAGCCUUUUCUCUCGGUAUCUCAGAACUAGCUUUUGCUGCUUCGCACGACAUGUGGCAACUUCGGCCGGGCUCUUCAAGCAGAGAGGUCAUCGAUCUGGACCAUCCUACUCCAACGGUGGCUUGGCCUGCAGCACCAACCGCGGAGACUUGGUCUAACAAGCGCAGACGCAAGGAAGCGCCGGGUCCCAGCUCGGCUAACAUGAGUCGGCCUUUGUCUGAGCUGGACAAACAACGACAGGAAUCUGUAGCCACGGCGCUGCAACUCUAUGCCAACCCGAAGGGGGCCGGCAUCAAGCUCACUGACAACCCCUUCACCCACUGCCCCACAGAGAAUCUGGCCACGAGCUGCCUGCAUUCCAAGUGGGCCCCCUUCGAAGUCUUUGGUCGGCUGCUAGAUGGUCUCCCAUCCAUGCAGGACUCGAGGCACUCCUCUCCCAGUAUCGUUCAGCCGCCGGACUACAAAAGCAUUUUCUUUGGAGCCUACUCACAAGGUCCGCUGGUUGGUCUUCGGGCCCAGACGAGGAGAUACCCCAUGGUCAGCCGCCUACUGAACGCAGUGAUUUACACGCUGAGCGGGGACGUGCCGAAUGGCUUGAUCCCCCUUUCGGUCUUUUCUGGUGGCCAGCUCUUCGUGGAAGCUGAGGACCAAGAAAGCGACCCACUCCCCCCACUGCCUCCAUCACCAGACGUAGACUCCCUGAUGGUUAUGCUGCCACCGGACACGUCCAUGUUCCUUGCUUGGAUGGCGAUUCUUGUGCGAAUCGAGAUCCCACAAGACUAUGAGGUUUCCUGGAAGGAUGAAUUCUCUCAGAGCAGCAUUAGCGAACACAAAUGUCAAACUGAAGAAGCACCAGCAGCUGAGAGCUUCUACAAAAGCUUUCACGACCAGAACUUGCGAGCGUACUGA
This is a messenger RNA of Symbiodinium necroappetens, 1728 nucleotides long. The record is from the annotation of a GenBank genome assembly. Lineage: Eukaryota; Dinophyceae; Suessiales; Symbiodiniaceae.